Messenger RNA from Leopardus geoffroyi (Geoffroy's cat), 2220 nucleotides. It is a transcript of the gene ANKDD1A, whose product is annotated as ankyrin repeat and death domain containing 1A. The transcript has 15 exons. Lineage: Eukaryota; Metazoa; Chordata; Mammalia; Carnivora; Felidae. Gene Ontology annotation, molecular function: protein binding. The record is from RefSeq and is a predicted model, not a curated record. Gene Ontology annotation, biological process: signal transduction. Bases 50 to 1597 code for a protein of 515 amino acids.
GCGGCGGGCGGUGGGGCAGAGGCGCGCGCCCGAGCUGCGGAGCGGCGGCAUGGAGGAGCCCCCGGCGUGGGAGAACGACGGCCUGCUUCCUCUGGAAAGGCAGCUCCAUGAAGCUGCCCGUCGGAACAACGUCGGAAGGAUGAAGGAACUGAUCGAGAGGAAAGUCAACAUCAGGGCCAGAAACCACGUGGGCAGGGUAGCCCUGCACUGGGCUGCGGGUGCAGGGCAUGAGCAAGCUGUGCGGCUGCUCCUGGAGCAUGAGGUUGCUGUGGACGAUGAGGAUGCGUUUGGGAUGAACUCGCUUCUCCUGUCUGCCUGGUUCGGCCACUUACAGAUCCUGCAGAUCUUGGUCAACUCUGGGGCCAAGAUCCACUGCAAGAACAAGGACGGCCUGACCUUACUACACUGUGCAGCCCAGAAAGGCCACGUGCCAGUGCUCGCAUUCAUAAUGGAAGACCUGGAGGAUGUGCCCCUGGACCAAGCUGACAAGCUGGGAAGGACAGCGUUUCACAGGGCUGCUGAGCAUGGGCAGCUGGACGCUCUGGACUUCCUUGUGGGCUCUGGCUGCGAGCACAGUGUGAAAGACAAGGAGCCCUUCUGCCUGCAGGAGGGGAACACAGCCCUUCACCUGGCUGCUAGCCGCGGCCACCUGACUGUGUUGCAGCGACUCGUGGACAUCAGGCUGGACCUGGAGGAGCAGAAUGUGGAAGGUCUGACUGCCCUACACGCAGCGGUUGAAGGCAGCCACCCUGACUGUGUGCAGCUGCUCCUUGAGGCUGGGAGCAGCGUGAACGCCCUCACCCAGAAAAAGCAAAGCUGCCUCCACUACGCAGCCCUUGGUGGCUCUGAGGAUGUGGCCCGGGCCCUCAUCCAUGCAGGAGGCCACACCAACAUAGCUGAUCAUCAGGGAGCCUCUCCUAUGCACCUCGCUGUGAGGCACAACUUCCCCGCCUUGGUCCAGCUCCUCAUUGACGCAGGCAGUGACCUGGAUGCCACUGACAAUAGGCAGCAGACGCCCCUCCACCUUGCUGCUGAGCACGCCUGGCAGGACAUAGCAGAGAUGCUCCUCGUCACUGGGGUUAACUUAAACCUGAGAGAUAAGCAAGGGAAAACUGCCCUGGCAGUGGCCGCCCGCAGCAACCACAUCAGCCUGGUGGACAUGAUUAUAAAAGCUGAUCGCCUCUACAAAUGGGAGAAGGAUCACGUGUUGUGCAGGGACCCCAGGGAUCCCUCUGGGAAGAACUUGACCUUUAAGCAGGACCAUCGGCAGGAAACGCAGCAAUUCCACUCUGUGCUGUGGCGACUGGCUUCCAGGCAUCUGCGGCCUCAAGAGUGGAAGAAGCUUGCGUAUUGCUGGGAGUUCACCGAGGCCCACGUCCAUGCCAUCGAGCAGCAGUGGACAGGCAUCAAGAGCUACCAGGAGCAUGGCCACCGGAUGCUGCUUAUCUGGCUGCAUGGUGUGGCCAUAGCUGGUGAGAACCCCAACAAAGCACUGUUCGAGGGCCUCGUGGCCAUUGGCAGGAGGGACCUGGCUGAAAGCAUCAGGAAGAAAGCAAAUGCUGACCCGGGUACCCCCAGGAGGUGUACAGCCAUGUAACUGGAGAGGCCAGACCUUCAGGGGCAUGGAGACUCAGAAUGGGGGCCCCUGAACAGAAGAGGACCACCAUUUAAGGGCUUUUAAAAAAUCACUGUUAACAGACCUCCAGCUGCUUGUACUGAAACACCCAGCCCUGCAGGACCAGCAGGCACUGUUUGUAAUCUCUUUCACAGGGGUUAGUCCAGGGGCCAGUUCAGGUUUUGCAGGUAAUCCCCUCCCACAGGUGCAGUCCUUUGCAGUUCUUGGAGCAUCACAGCAGUCCCCUGAGAUUCAAGGGCCAUCUUUUCAGAAAGGACACUGAGGCUCAGAAUGGAUAAGCAGCUAAUCGGCUGUUGGGGUCAGGUGCCAAACCCAGCAUUCCUGUCUCCCCAACCUGGCAAAAGGACUCCAACUGUCACUUACAAAACGGACCUCCUUUAACUCAUUCACUGGCUUUUAAUGAAUGCUGUGCUUACAAAAACAGUGUUUCUGUUCACAAGCUUAUUUAUAUGCUUUGACAGUUCUAAGAGGUACACACAUUCUUUUUUUCCCAUUUUGUUUAGAAAUUUAAUUUUAAAAAUUUAUUUUUAUUAUUUUUUUGAGAGAGAGAGAGAGAGAGAGAGAGAGAGCACGCGCAUGCAUGG